This is a messenger RNA of Aspergillus lentulus, 1239 nucleotides long. RefSeq lists its product as uncharacterized. The record is from RefSeq and is a predicted model, not a curated record. Lineage: Eukaryota; Fungi; Ascomycota; Eurotiomycetes; Eurotiales; Aspergillaceae. Gene Ontology annotation, molecular function: oxidoreductase activity, acting on paired donors, with incorporation or reduction of molecular oxygen; iron ion binding; monooxygenase activity.
AUGGAGCGUCUUCAUCGCAAAUAUGGCGGGGUGGAUCGCAUAGGGCCGAAGACGAUCAGCGUCCCUGACCCCUCCACCGUUUUCUGGCUGGACGCCGCCUGUCAACAAACGUCGAAGCCGUUCCUUGAUAGCUAUGUGGAUGAACCAGAAGGAGGGACUGUCAAUACUCGACUCAAAAGCAAUCAUCGUGUUUACCUAGACGGACAGACCGACGACGGACCUCACCAUCAUGAUAAAAUCGAGAACCUGGUUCUCGACUUUCUCAGAGCCAUUCGAAAUCAGCGUACUUCGAAACUGGCCGUGUUCCGAACCUUCGCGACAGACAUUGUUAGACGCAUGUUCGUGGACGACCUUGACAAUGAACGAGCAGCAGCCAUGGGUACCGGGACAAACCCUACGAAUAGAUGCCGAUUUACAGCGUCUCUGGAGCAUAUUAUGUUCAAGAGCCCAAUUGCUAUGCUAAAGCGCAAACGCAACAAUAGCCUAACAUGGGUUUCUUGCACAGGGACCUAUUCCGGGUGGAACGAUGCGUCUAUCUUCGAAGUCUUGCCGGAGACUGGCAGGAGACCAUUCCUGCAGGCAGGAACCCGUGAAGAUUUGGAUCCGCACGCCUCUCUGAUUGCGAAAGGAGCGGACUGUAUGAUUACCGCAUUCGUUUCAGUGUUUCUCCAUUUGGUCAAGUGCCCUACGGCUAUGUCUCGACUCAAGCACGAGGUAGACAUCGCAUUUUGCAAGGAGGCUUUGUCUGAUAUUCUUCAGAAAGGGACGGAAUUACACACCCUACCAUUCCUGGAUGCUGUCAUGAAAGAAUCGGUGCGACUUGCCAUGAGAUUCGAUCCUCGAAGAGAUGUUCCUGGGGGUGGUAUAGCAGUCCUGGGACAUCACCUUCCUGAAGGAACGGCCGUUCAGUUUCAUUCAGAGACUCUAAGUAAUAAUCAUACCAUCUUCGGAGAAGACGUCUCUUCUUUUCGGCCUCAGAGAUGGCUACAGGCCGACUUGGGCCGACGGCAACUGAGACGGAUGGAGGCAGCAUUGUUGGUUCUGCGACCGAAUAUGCCAAAUUCUGCAAAAGCUCGAGCUACUUGGCUAGAAUUGAAGCGAGCAGCUGCUCUGAUCAUCUGGAAGUUUGAUUUGCAUCCUAUCAAUCUUGAUGAGGUUUCCAUUCUUUCCAUCCAAGAUGCCGCUUCUCCAGAGCAAGGAUACAAUAUCUUGGUGAACUUUACUCCUAGAAUGCAUUAA